Messenger RNA from Tupaia belangeri chinensis (Chinese tree shrew), 610 nucleotides. RefSeq names its product sodium/glucose cotransporter 5. NCBI's taxonomy places the organism in Eukaryota, Metazoa, Chordata, Mammalia, Scandentia, Tupaiidae. Gene Ontology annotation, cellular component: plasma membrane. The transcript has 4 exons. Gene Ontology annotation, molecular function: D-glucose:sodium symporter activity. The record is from RefSeq and is a predicted model, not a curated record. The coding region runs from base 35 to 394 and encodes 119 amino acids.
GGGAGCCAAUGAGCAGGGGGCCUUCUGGGGCCUGAUGGCGGGGCUGGCUGUGGGCGCCACGAGGCUGGUCCUGGAGUUCCUGCACCCGGCCCCACUGUGCGGCGAGCCCGACCUGCGGCCCGCCCUCCUCCGCAGCAUCCACUACCUGCACUUCGCUGUGGCCCUGUUCGCGCUCAGCGGUGCUAUUGUGGUGGCCGGGAGCCUCCUGACCCCACCUCCCCAAGAUGAUCAGAUCGAGAACCUCACCUGGUGGACCCUGGCUUGGGACCUGCCCUUGGGAGCCAAAGGUGACAGCCAGACGCCCAGGAAGCGUGCUUUUUGGGCCCGCGUCUGUGGCGCCAACGCCAUCCUCCUCAUGUGCGUGAACAUCUUCUUCUAUGCCUAUUUCGCCUGACACCACCACCCCCGGGAAGGACGCAGGGGCCCUGAGGCCUCAGCCAGCCCCCUUCCCACUGAGAAGGGCCAGGACCCAGGACUGACCAGCCAGCACCGCAGGAGCUCCGGAUAACUAGGGGGAAGUGGGGAGACAGAGUAUGACAUAAAAUAGCACCAAACACCCAUAAUCAGGAAGAAAAUCAGACUCUUGACGGGCACCCUUGUCCUGGCUGUA